Molecule: messenger RNA, 2868 nt
Organism: Leishmania mexicana MHOM/GT/2001/U1103
Lineage: Eukaryota; Euglenozoa; Kinetoplastea; Trypanosomatida; Trypanosomatidae
Product: oxidoreductase-like protein
Exons: 1
Coding region: 1-2868 (955 amino acids)
Source: RefSeq, a predicted model, not a curated record
AUGUCAGAUCAAGUCAAGCCGCCACGUCGAAACACAGCGGAGGACGAGACACCAGAGGACCGCGCCGCCGAGGUGCCGGCGGAGGACGAGGAGGAGGUGCCACUCUGCCAGGAUGACACUUACGAUGCCACCCUCUCCCUGGCAGAUCGCGAGGCUAAGUGGGGCUUCUCCUUCAGUGAACUGCAAUCCGCCGUAAAGGUUGUUCGGGUGCUGUUUCACAAUCCUGCCCUCUAUGUCGGGGACCCCUACCUCUCUGACAGCCGCCUCUACACAAUGAUCACCCGUGACCGGAAGACGAAACGCGAGAACCGCGAUAUUUUCAAGGCAAUCAUGAAUGGAGAGAAGAGUCGUCGCAAGCGCUACCUGCGCCAGCAGGACAUCGAGGCGGUGCGCCGCACUGCCAUGAAGCGCGAGCGCGAUGAUGCUCUGAGCGCACUGCUUCUCACGGGCAGCGAAGGGGCCAAUGACAACGUAGCACCGCUUCUGCUAGCUGAGCGGCCGAAGGCGCCGGAGUUGAACGGCAGCGACCAAGGCGAAGACAGCUUGAAGAGCGGUGCUGCCGGCACCGCCUCUGCAGGCGAUGGCAGUGCGGCAGGUAAUGCGGACACGCUGAGCCUCUCUGCAUCGGAGAAAGAGGUGUUGCGGCUUGUUGGCGCCUUUGAGAACCUUCUGCGUCUGGAGCAGGCCCUUCGUGGAGAGCGGGUUGAGGGCUACGAAGGGGACAGCGCAACAGCAGGGGGAACUACUGCGCGGUCUGCUGCUGCGGCAUCAUCAUGUGUGGCGAACCCACCCGUCACCGGCGGAGAAGGCGAUCCAUCUGCGUCUAGCGCAUCCUUCUCCAGACUGAAGAAAUUGCGUACGGAGACGGAUGCGUCGGCGGCCGUCCCCGCCGUGGAGCUGGACUGGCUUGUGAUCACUCAACUCACCGCACAGGUGUACCGCUACCUUCCGCACCCGUACGGUUCCCAGAUGCCGCCACCCUUGUUUGAUGGCGCCGGGCCGGCGGACGCCGUGAACUCCCCUCUUGUGAUGCGCAGCUAUGUUCGCGGCAUGAAAUGCUAUGUGGCGCAGCGUGCUGCGGCGCUGGUGCACCUCGCGAAGGCGAGGGCACCUCCGAAUACGCCAAAUUUGCCCAUCACCUCGGGAGGCACGGAGUCUGUGCCGCUCCGCUCCCUAUUGGCGUCUACGCUCCGCGAUGUGAUCGUGCGCACCCCUCUUGUCGAGCUGCAGUCGAUUCAUGGUCUUCGUUCGUUGAUUGAGAAUGACGACCCCAGCGCUGCGUCUUCGCAGAUGAUGGCGGCGGUGGACCUGCCGCUGGACGACCUGCUACGAGCGCUCGAGCUGGUGCUGCUGGAGGGGGCUAGUGACGAGCGGUUCUGCCCCGUGCCCGCGACCACUGACGGCGAUUGGGAGCAGGAUGAAGGGCGUGCGCGCGCGCAGCAGCAACUUUGCGUCGCUGAGCAGACGCUGCACUGCUUCAUCGCGCGCCGCGUGUACGGCUCUGCCAAAGUGCGCGGCUGCGGCCCUUCGCCGGUGCUGAUUCAGCACCGUCCUCCCACCUCCUCGUCAGAGGAGCCGGAGGGGUACUGCAUCUACGACGAUGUGCAGCGCUACGCUGUCGAGCACCACGAAGAUGACGCGCAGUUGAAGCUGAACAAGUUUAUCGGGUGCCACAUCUGCAAGGUGCGAUACAACCGCCUCCACCCGUACUACUACAGCAUGUGCCACCUCUGCGGCGAGUACAACUACAACAAGCGCCUCAUGGCGCGGGAUUUGCGCGGCAAGACGGUGCUCCUCACGGGCUGCCGCAUCAAGAUCGGGUAUGCCAUGGCGCUCUCGCUGCUUCGCUGCGGUGCCACAGUGCUCGGCACCACCCGCUUCAUUCACGAGGCAGUAGCGCGCUUUCAGCAGGAGAUCGACUACGACGUUUGGAAAGACCGCCUGCACCUCUUCUCGCUCGAUCUGCGUGACAUGUGGGUUGUCACGCAGUUCUGCGCGUUUGUGCGGCAGAGAUACAAGAAGCUGUUUGCCAUCAUCAACAACGCGGCGCAGACCAUCGCGCGGACACCGCAGUACACGGAGCACCUCCGCAACAUUGAGCUGAACCCGCCAGCCACCCUGCAAGCCAGCAUCCAAGACGACGAAUGCGCGGCUGAGUGGCACAAUUUUUUCCGCCACCACACCACCGUGACGGUGGGGCAGCCGCUGUCUAUCGAGUACCACCCGAGCAUGCAGCCCUUCCUCGACACAAGCCAGGCGGCUUGCCACGACGAUGCAAGCGAAGAGAUUCACAGCAAGAGCGCAGUGGCGUUGCACGUGACGGGCGACCGCACCCUCAUCUUUGACCGCUACGACACGCAAGCGGAGGAGAGCGACCACCGUGAGAAGAACUCGUGGGUGAUGAACCUCGCUGAGAUACAGGGCAGCGAGGCGGCCGAAGUGAUGGCCAUCAACGCCCUCUCCCCUUUCAUUCUCAAUGGGCGUCUCAAGGUGUGCCUGACAGACCGCGAAGGCGACGCCGUGCCGGGCGAGCCGCGCUUCAUCAUCAACGUCUCGGCGAUGGAGGGGCAGUUCUACCGGUUCAAGCAGACGACGCACCCGCACACGAACAUGGCCAAGGCGGCGCUGAACAUGAUGACGCGCACGAGCGCCGACGACUACGCAGCGGAGGGAAUCUACAUGAACUCGGUAGACACCGGCUGGAUUACGGAUGAGUCGCCGAAGCUGAAGAAGGAUCGACGGGCAGAGCAGUUUAUGCUAUGCCCGCUGGACGAGGUAGAUGCGGCGGCGCGGUGUCUGGAUCUCAUCUUCACAAACAGCCGCGUGUACGGCAUGUUUUACAAGGACUUCAAGGUGAUUGCGUGGUGA